AACAGCUACCUCCUCGCUCUGCUCCCAGCACUCUGUCUGGAGAUGCUCUGUCUGAAUGCAGCAGCAACCCAGGACUUAAGCAGAGCCAGGGAAGAAUAAUUGCUCCCUCAAGAUGCCUUGUCCCUUUCUUCUUCCUCCUUCUCUUCCUCCCAGGGAAGCGGGGGAUGGGCAGCACCAUGCACAGGUACUUCAGCCCUUCUGGUUCUGUUAACCAUGAGACCUCAUACAUAGUGUCACAGAAAAGAAAUGUCCUUUCUUUCAACUGUCUUCCUCUUUCCAAACUAAAUCACGAGCCCAGGCAAUUUUUGUUUCAGCCACAUGCAAAAUCACAUGAUCUGCUUAGACCGUCCCACUGUGUUGAUAAAUCCUCUACUUUUCAUACAUCCGAGGGCUUCAGAGCCUGUUCCCCCGGACAAUAAUAGGAGGAGACACCAAUGGUUGCAACUUGUUCUCCCAAAGGCUGAGGUGAAGCUUCAGCCUGCAUGGAUCAAUGUGCUCCAGGAGGAUUCUGUGACACUGACGUGCCAGGGCGACCAUGACCCUGGGAACACCACCACCCAGUGGUUCCAUAAUGGGAACUUCACCUGGACCGAGAACCAGCCCAGCUUCAGCUUUAAGGCCAGGAGAGCUAGCAGCGGAUACUACAGGUGCCAGACUGCCUACUCCAGUCUCAGCGACCCUGUGCAUCUGGAUGUGAUUUCUGACUGGCUGCUGCUCCAGACCCCUAGCCUGGUGUUCCAGGAAGGGGAGCCCAUUGUGCUGAGGUGCCAUAGCUGGAGAAACAAGCCUCUGCAUAAGGUCGUAUUUUUCCAGAAUGGAAAAUCUAAGAAAUUUUCCUACGUGGAGUCCAGCCUCUCCAUCCCACAUGCAAACCACAGUCAUAGUGGUGAGUACCACUGCACAGGAUCAAUUGGGAAGACGUCACACUCAUCACAGCCUGUGAACAUCACUGUCCAAGGUCCGGCAAUUCUAUUCAUCUUUCCACCUUGGUAUCAAAUAACUUUCUACCUGGCGAUGGGGCUCCUUUUUGCAGUGGAUACAGGGCUGUAUUUUUCUGUCCAGAGAGACCUUCAAUGCUCAAAGGGAGAGUGGAAGAACAGCAAAGUCAGAUGGAGCCAAGGCCCUCAGGACAAAUGAUCGCUCAUUCCAUGGUGUAACAGCUGUGGUAGCAGCAUCUCUUCAGUCCGUAACUCUUCCCCCAGCCCCGACUUAACAGCAACUUGGGCCAAGGACCCUCCAAGGAAGGAAAGGGCCUGUGAUCUUCAGAGCUAAAUCCUAACAGGUCUUACCUUUACUGAUUUCCUGAAGGCCAAGGUACAGUCACAACCCACCCAGCUCUUCAAAGACUCACAGCAAAUGUGUUUUCAUAGAUGUUUGACAGAGGCUCCUCAAAUAUAUGAAACCUCAGUAAACCCUGCUCUACUUCCAAAAUAAAUCCAACAAUCUGACAACUUCUCAGUACUCUACUACUGGCACCUUGGUCCAAGCUACCAUCAUCUCUCACUUCCACAGCCUCCUGACUGGUCUCCCUACAUUCACUCAUGCCACCUGACAGUCUAGUCUCAACAAAACAGCUAAAGUGAUCUUUUAAAAAUGUGCGUUGCACCUGUCACUUCUUUGCUCAAAGCUAUACAAUAGCUUCCCUCUUGUACAUAGAGUAAGAGCUAAAGCCUUUGCUACAAGGCACUACAUGAUCUUCUUCCUCACUGCCUCUCUGACCUCAUCUACUGCUCUUCUUUGCUUCCUUGAAUACUUCAAUUAUUCUUCUGCUCCAGGUUUAUAUUAUUUACUGUUUCUGAAAUGUUUUUUUUUUUUUUUUUUUUUUUUUGUCUUUUUGUCUUUUGUUGUUGAUGUUGCUGCUACCUCUUGGGCCGCUCCCGCGGCAUAUGGAGGUUCCCAGGCUAGGUGUUGAAUCGGAGCUGUAGCCACCGGCCUACGCCAGAGCCACAGCAACGCUGGAUCCGAGCCGCGUCUGCAACCUACACAACAGCUCACGGCAACGCCGGAUCGUUAACCCACUGAGCAAGGGCAGGGACCGAACCCGCAACCUCAUGGUUCCUAGUCGGAUUCGUUAACCACUGCGCCACGACGGGAACUCCUGAAAUGUUCUUUCUUACAGAUAUCCACACUGUGCUUCAACAUGGUCUUUACUCAAAUAUCACCUUAUCAGUGAGGUCUCCUUGACCAUUCAAUACAAUACCACUCCUCCACUAUCUCCUAAUCUCCCUCUCUUGCUUGAUUUUUUCCCCCAUUGUACUCAUCACCAGCUGAAGUACCAUAUGCCCAAUUGUUUAAUUGUUUAUUGAUGUAUUUUUACCCAUUGUACUUAUUACCAACUGACUAUCCCCUCUCCCAUUAGAAUAUGAGCUCCAGGAUCCAGUGCUUUUUUUCCGUUUUGUUCACUAUCAUACAGUUAGAGUCAAGGUCAGCAUCUGGUACAUGACAAAGCAUACAAUACCUAUUUGUGGUGUGAGUAAAUUCCUUAUAAUUUGAAAUCAAAGACUUUUUAAAAAGGCACAUCUACUCCAUCUUCCCAGAAGCAGAAAUCCAAUUCAAUAUUACUGAACACCCUGUUAGAUACCAUCCAAGAUAUACCACUGGUACAUGCAUUUCAGCUUUGAAUGUAUUUGCCUAAACUCUUUAAUAUAAUUUACUUUCACCCAUCACAUCUUUUAAAGUAGUAUAUCAGUUGGACUUGCUUCCCUUUAAUUUAAUUAACUUUCUAAGCCUAUAGAGUAGCAUUGUGAAAAGUAUACUGAAAAUAGAGCCAAAAACCUGAAUUUGUGUUUCAUUUCUACCAUAUGCUAGCUGAUUGGUCUUGAAGAAUUUAACUACUCUGUGAAUUAUAUUCUUCUUCUGUGAAAUGGUAAUAUCUUUCUCUCUCCCCAGGGAUAUCUUGUUGAGGUUAAAGUUUAACAACAUACAUGGAAACAUAAUGUCAUUGGAACAUAAUAGGUAUUUAAUAAAUGUUUAUGGAAACUGUA
This is a messenger RNA of Sus scrofa (pig), 2984 nucleotides long. Lineage: Eukaryota; Metazoa; Chordata; Mammalia; Artiodactyla; Suidae. The record is from RefSeq and is a predicted model, not a curated record.